Molecule: messenger RNA, 531 nt
Organism: Manduca sexta (tobacco hornworm)
Lineage: Eukaryota; Metazoa; Arthropoda; Insecta; Lepidoptera; Sphingidae
Exons: 1
Coding region: 1-531 (176 amino acids)
Source: RefSeq, a predicted model, not a curated record
AUGUCAAAUCACGAGCAAGUACUCAAUAAGGUACUCAACAAAAUAGCCGCAGAGCAAAAGAUAAACGAUGCGCAAAUUAAUAUAAAGUCCGUUAGCAGCGGCGGAGCUAACUUCACCUCGCAGUUGUUCCAGGCCACGAUCGGAAAUGGAUAUAAAGAGCUGAAACUAUUCGCAAAAGUGGGAGCCAUCGGAGAAAAACUGAGAGCGCAAGUUGAAACACAGUUGCUAAUAUUUGACGUGGAAAACUUUUUUUAUACGAAACUGUAUAAUAUUUACGAAAGUCUGCAAGAAAAGUACAAUGUGCCGCAAGACAAACGGUUCGUAGCGCCGAAAUGUUACGGAUGCAGCGACAAAAUGUAUGAAGAAGUAAUCGUGUUGGAGGACUUGUUGGCACAAGGGUUCACAGUGUACGACAGGAUGAAGUCUGUUUAUUGGAACUAUGCCGCUAGAGUGGUGGAACAAAUCGCUAGGUUCCACGCUCUGUCCGUUGCAUUUGAAAAGAACACAAGGAAGAAUUUAACAAAAUUGUAG